AUGUCCUCCGGGGCUAGCGCGAGCGCCCUGCAGCGCCUGGUGGAGCAGCUCAAGUUGCAGGCUGGCGUGGAGAGGAUCAAGGUGCGGGCCCCGGCUGCAGAACUUCAACAGUACUGUAUGCAGAAUGCCUGCAAGGAUGCCCUGCUGGUGGGUGUUCCAGCUGGAAGUAACCCCUUCCGGGAGCCCAGAUCCUGUGCUUUACUCUGAAGACUCGAGAG
Messenger RNA from Nomascus leucogenys (northern white-cheeked gibbon), 218 nucleotides. Its product is annotated as guanine nucleotide-binding protein G(I)/G(S)/G(O) subunit gamma-10-like. Gene Ontology annotation, molecular function: G-protein beta-subunit binding. Gene Ontology annotation, biological process: G protein-coupled receptor signaling pathway. The record is from RefSeq and is a predicted model, not a curated record. Lineage: Eukaryota; Metazoa; Chordata; Mammalia; Primates; Hylobatidae. Gene Ontology annotation, cellular component: heterotrimeric G-protein complex.